AUGAAGCGUCCAGGCUGUCUUCCAAUCGACAAAUUGAGGGCCAUAUAUGUAACAAAUAUCAUUAUGGUGUGCAAAAUGAGGAACAUUGUGAACAAGGCAUACACCAACACUUCCGAACAAUACAUCAAAGGCCUGUACUUUCAAAUUUCCAACGGUUGA
Messenger RNA from Plenodomus lingam JN3, 159 nucleotides. NCBI's taxonomy places the organism in Eukaryota, Fungi, Ascomycota, Dothideomycetes, Pleosporales, Leptosphaeriaceae. The record is from RefSeq and is a predicted model, not a curated record.